Messenger RNA from Magallana angulata, 2035 nucleotides. Its product is annotated as E3 ubiquitin-protein ligase TRIM71-like. The record is from RefSeq and is a predicted model, not a curated record. NCBI's taxonomy places the organism in Eukaryota, Metazoa, Mollusca, Bivalvia, Ostreida, Ostreidae. The coding region runs from base 93 to 1730 and encodes 545 amino acids. The transcript has a single exon. Gene Ontology annotation, molecular function: zinc ion binding.
UGUAGAUUAUAUGAACAUGGAAAUAAUGAUUUUUCAGUAAAUCUGUGAGAUUUUGUACUUAUGACUGAAAACAGGCCAAAAUAAUUGACAACAUGGAUAGUCGGGCCCAGCAUUUUGUUGAAUGUGAAAAUUGUGAGAAACCUGGAAAAUACUUUUGCAAUCCCUGUCAAUCAAAACUCUGUGACGAGUGUGUUUCUCCUCACCUUAAACUGAAAUCAGCAAAAGGACACGAAAUAGUGGAGUAUCAUAAACGAAAAGAUGCGAAUAAUUGCUGUGCAGAACAUUCAGAUUUUGAUUGCCAUGUUUUCUGCAAAUCAUGUAAUCUUCCAAUAUGUUUCAUUUGCACUUCAACAAAACAUAAGCCACAUGAUAUGGAAGAACUGUCAGAGGUAUUGAAAGACUUCGGCAGUCGAAUUCAAAACGAAAGCUGGAUAAUGAAUUCAAAAAUAAAACCAACGUAUCGCAAGAUUCUGGCGCAAAUGAAUUCCACUUUGUACAGGGUGCCAUUGCGAUACCAACAAGCCCACGAGGAAGUAGAAAAUACUAGGAAAAUAUGGAAGGAAAAAAUUGAUAGCAUUGCUGAUUCAUUCCAUGAUGAAAUUUCAGAAUUGGAGAAAACGCAAGAAUCCUCAUUGGAGAACCAAAUAGAAGCAUUUUCAAAGCGCCUCGAAAAUCUAGACUCUGUUACUAAAAAUAACGAUUCUCUUCUUGGACUCAAAAUGUUGGAUUUUAAAGAUUAUCACAGAGAGACUGAAGAAAUACCAUGUUUACAUGAAUUUAUCUUUCCAACGCUUUUCACAGGUUUUGUCAAUAACCUACCCAAAAAGAAAGACUUCGGCAAUGUCUCCAGACUUGCCUCCUGUGAGCUACCAGCUUUCGAUCUACAGAUAAAAGAGAAACUUGAUAAAAGAAAAGAAACGGAUAGCUUGACUUUGAUAUGGAGCACUAGCACCGACUUUCCAUCUGAUGACAAGAACAAGCGCCUCUAUGACAUGGCGUAUUUAAGUCAUACUAGAUUUUGGGUGGCAGGAAACAGCAAUGCCCUAUUUCUGCUAGGGCCAGAAAAUCACACAUUUGAUGUAAUGCAGACGCCUUCUAAGGUCAAACAUCUGACAAUUUCCUCAGAUGGAGUCCUGUAUUACAUUAAUGGCAUAAAUAACAUGAUCCAUAGGAUUACAAAUGAAGGAAGUUUUGAAGCUUUUAUUAGUACUGACAUUUGGAAACCUAGGGAUAUUGCGUCAUCUCUAACCGAAGGUAUUUAUGUCAGUUUGUUUAGAAGCGAAAAUUCAAAAGUAGUCCAUUACAAGAAAUCUGGGGAAAUUCAACAAGAAAUUCAGUUUGAUAGCAGCAAACAGCCAAUUUACGCUGAUCCAAAGAAUAUAGCCAUAAACAAGAAUGGUGAUGUUUGCGUAGUAGACUCGGAGAGACUAGUCACGGUGGUAAACUCCAAAGGAGAACGCCGGUUUUCGUACUUUGGAGAUGUGUCAGGAAAGUACAAACAUUUUCGACUAAUGUCAAUUGCAACAGACAAUGCGUGCAACAUUCUCGUGUGUGAUUUGAAAAAUAAUUCGGUCAUUCAUGUCUUGAAUCAAGAUGGCCGAUUCAUCCAAUUCAUUUCAUCCAAUUCUGGUUUCCAUAAGCCAAGCGUGAUCACCGUGACGGAGGACGGUAAUCUAGCCGUAGCGGAGAGUGUAACUGGAGUUGUAAAAGUAUUCAAAUACGAAUACUAGUAGUCAUGCGGAUUGAUUCUAUAUGACGUCCAAAUACAUCUCUAGUUCAAUCGAGAAUAGGUUACUCAGUGCUGUUUGUACCUGUGGCAACAAUAGACUAUUACAGUUGUAACACUGCUUGCAAUAUGAAUUUGACUUUUUUGUUUCAUUGAUUAUCUAGCAUUGCUUGGACCCUUUUUGAAACGAGACAAGGCUCGAUCUUGAGACUUUGUACAAACUUGCCAAUAGAUUACAAAAUCAUUUGUUCUGAAAGAUUUCUUUAGAAUCUAAUAUUAAUAUUCAUUUACACACAAGAACUGCGACAA